Messenger RNA from Lathyrus sativus (Indian pea), 1254 nucleotides. Lineage: Eukaryota; Viridiplantae; Streptophyta; Magnoliopsida; Fabales; Fabaceae. The record is from the annotation of a GenBank genome assembly.
AUGGCAAAACCAAAGACGAAGAAGAAAGCAAGAGAAGGCGAACAAGACCCAGAUUCAACUAACCCAGUAGCCAUUGAACGCAAGAGACUCAAAUCCCUAGCUUUUUCAAACAACAUACUCUCUGAAACCCAAGCUAGACCUUCAAUUCAUCUUAACCCUUCUUCCAUUCUCGUCAAACAUCACGGCAAAGACAUUAUCAAGAAAUCUCAGAGGAAGAGUAGUAGAUACCUUUUCUCCUUUCCGGGUCUCUUUGCUCCUAUUGCUGGUGGCAAAAUUGGUGAUCUCAAAGAUUUGGGUACCAAAAACCCCAUUUUAUACCUUGAUUUCCCUCAGGGUAGAAUGAAGUUAUUUGGGACUAUCUUGUAUCCAAAGAACAAAUACUUGACUUUACAGUUCUCCAGAGGUGGAAAGAGCGUGAUGUGUGAGGAUUAUUUCGAUAACAUGAUUGUAUUUUCGGAUGCAUUGUGGAUUGGGACGAAAGAUGAGAACCCAGAAGAAGCUAAACUGGAAAUUCCUAAGGAAUUGUACGAGGGAAAACAAGCUGAACAUGACUUUAAAGGGGGUGCAGGAGCAGGUGCAGCUUCUGUAGUUAAUCAAAGUGUUCUUAAAACUAAGAUAAAACGUACAGAGCAAGAGUCACCAAAGACACCUCUUGAAGACGAUUCAUCAGACAGUGAGCUUGACUUAACAGACACAAAGGAAUUGGUUCCAGUUCGCCAAUCAGCGAGAACUGUAAAAAAAUCAUACAAAUUUGCUGAAAUUUCUUCUGGUGAUGAUUCUGGUAAAAGCAGCCCUGACAUUUCUGAACACGAAGAAGAAGCGGUAGAAGUUGAUACCAAUAAAGAAACUGCAGUUAUUGACGUCGACAAUGAGGACAAUUCUCCAAAAGAUAAACUCCCCGUGGUUGAAAAGAAAGAACCUGCUUCAGCGUCAAAAUCUAAAAAAGGUUCACUUGUUCAGGCUACUAUAUCCUCAUUAUUCAAGAAAGUGGAAGUAAAGAAGACUCCAACCAAUUCAAAGAAAUCUCCAUCAUCAAAAGCUUCUGGCCAGAAGUUGCAAUCUGCUGGUGCGAAAAGGAAGAUUGACCUGGAUGAAGGAUCUAAGAAAAAGGCAAGAAAGAUCAAGGACAAAAAUCCUGGUGAAAAAGCCAAGGCGAAAAGCAAGAAAAGCGAGGUUGAAGAUGACGAUGACAUUGAAGAAUUUUCAAAUGCUUCAGAGGAUUCUGAUGGAAGCGACGAAGAAUGGAUUGCAUGA